AUGCCCCUGCCUCCGCCGCUCAGAACACCUCCCCAUCUGGAGUCAGAGGAGCCGCUCCUGCAGAGGGCGGGAGGCCGUGCUGGGGAGGCGGCAGCCUUCUGCCGCAGCCAGCCACGAGGCACCACCUGGCAGGAUGUCACUGCCUGCCGUCCCUCGGAAGUGAAAAUGGAAAGAACAGCACAAGGGCAACCACAGCUCCGGCCCCCCCUCCGGCGCCUCCCUGCCCCGGGCUCCGACCUCGCCAAGAUUUAUCGCGCGUCCCCUCCCGAAACGCCGGGCGGCCGGACUGCGCAGGCUCCGCCCCCGGCGCAGCCAGACCCCCGCAGCGGGCAGAAGGAGGAGCCUCCGAGGGGAAGCCCGCCCGCCGGGGAGCUGUCCGGCGCCGGGCUCCACGUGAUGGACGGUUAUGGACCGUCUGCACUUUCCGAGCGGGCAGAUUUACGAGCGGCAGGGACAGCUCCGAGAGGGGCCAUCACUGUGACUCACGGCCCUCUUCAGAGACACUCGCACCAGGCAGCUGCCCUCCUGCUGCCCGGGGCCCCGGGCGCGCCUUCUGCAGCGGGUGCUGGGCAGGUAGGGCCUGCCGCUGCGCCCCUCCCUCCUCGACCCCGGCCCCGGGAUCCAGCCCAGGCCGCUGACACCAGGAUCCUGCGGAUGACGCGGCGAGCACACCCGGUGCUCCCGGGAGGCGGCCCGGACGGCCACGCAGAGGGAGCCUGUCCCCCUGCCAGAGGCGGCCGGCCCCCUCCCCCAGGGACCUGGCAGGGACGGACUCGGGACGUUUGUCCAGUGGUCUCCGGUGGCCCCCGACGUGGCCCUGGGGUGAAGAAGCAAACGGAGCCCCCCAGCUCUGACCCCCGGGCCCCCGGCACCGCUGCUGCCUACUCCAGCCACAGCCCCCGCAGCAGGCACUGCACCAACCUGUCGGACCCAACCCGCCUCACCCUGGGCGGGGGCACCCGGGCUGAGCUGGGACGCAAGGGCUGGGCAGGCGGCCAGAAAUACACCGGGACCCGCGCCACGGUGGCCAGACCGGACGGCGGGCGGCACACUCUGGACCAUGACCCCGGCGGGGGACACGGUGCAGGCAACGACAUCGGGGCCCAGGGGCCGUGGCGCUCCCGGCGGGAGCUUCGGAAGCCGUGCGCCCGGCGCCUCCCUCCUCCGCCACGAGCCCGAGUCCUGGAGUUUGGGGAUGGAGACACAGACCCUCCCCAGACAUGCACGACGCCGUGCGGGGGGGACACACACCCGGGCCUGUCCCGCAGCUGUGGUGCAGGCUCCCUCCUCCUUACGGAGCGGACCCACGCGUGCGACGGGCUCGGGCCACGGGCCGGCGUGACGGUGCGUCAUUACGCCCCUGAGCGCCAGGGCCCGGACGCCUGUUUAAGGGCCCUUUUCACCGCUGUCCCCCGACCGGACCUGCCCCCCGGCUGGUUCCGGGAUGACGGCGAUUCACAGGGCAGACGGUUCCCAGGAGCCCACACUCCCCACGUGGAAGUGCAAACGAAGAUAAAAAACUUAGGGACCAGCCUCCCCGUGGUGGCUCGCCUGCGCCGCCAGGUGGCCAAGCCUGGGUACUACCGCUCAAAACAGUAUGGGGACCCCCAGGCCCUGUGCACCCCAAGGCUCAGGCUCCCCCGGGCCCAGUCCCGCCAGCGCACCCAGGAAAGCAAGCUGCCCCCUCCCGGGCCUGCCGCCGCCCCCAGGGAACAGGAAGCGGGCGAAGACCCCGGGGACGGCUCGGCCCGGACCCGAGAGCCGCUGUACCGGACGGAAGGCGUCCGUCCGGAACCCUGUGUGGCACCCAAGGCCGCACCUGGGCGGCGGGCGGCGAGUGCGAGGACUCUGGGUCUCCGGCCGGGGAAGCACUCACACCGGCCCGGCCAGAUGGCGCCACCCCCUGGGGCCUGGCCUGCGGCCGCGCGCACCGGCUUCCGCGGGCCCCGCAGCUGCCGCGCCAUCUGUGGCUCAGCCCGCAGCUCUGCGCCCGCUGGCCUCCGGGGCGCUGGAGGUGGGGACGCUGGGGCCUGCCCGGCUGCCCCGAGCACGGAGGCGACUUUGCUGUGGUGGGCUCCGAGGGGCCCCCUGCAGCUGCGCUGA
This is a messenger RNA of Phyllostomus discolor (pale spear-nosed bat), 2103 nucleotides long. Its product is annotated as collagen alpha-1(I) chain-like. The transcript is spliced from 12 exons. The record is from RefSeq and is a predicted model, not a curated record. Lineage: Eukaryota; Metazoa; Chordata; Mammalia; Chiroptera; Phyllostomidae. Bases 1 to 2103 code for a protein of 700 amino acids.